AUGGAGAGUGAGCGGAAGGCCUGGUUUUGUGGCUCGUAUCCGUCUGAGGCGGUUACAAAUAACUACAAUGUAACUCUACGUCAGCAUUCAGUCAUGACCUUGCUUUACGUGUCUGUUCCUCGUAUUCAUGUCUCAGUUGAACGUUUCAGCAAUUAUAUUUCUAAGUAUAUGUACAGGGAAGAGUAUAAGAAGGUCCUCAACACCAUCGCGAAGAAUCCAACAGCAAUAAUUCCAAAGGAACAAAGAAACAAAGAAACAAAGGAAUAA
Molecule: messenger RNA, 267 nt
Organism: Penicillium hordei
Lineage: Eukaryota; Fungi; Ascomycota; Eurotiomycetes; Eurotiales; Aspergillaceae
Exons: 3
Coding region: 1-267 (88 amino acids)
Source: RefSeq, a predicted model, not a curated record